AUUUUCGAAACUGAAAUUCUUAAAUAUUCACCCAGCAAUCACCUUUCAUACAUGUUUAUAGACUGACUGGACUAUUAUUUCCAUAUUGUUUGAACUCGCUCUAUGAAUUCUAAAUGCUCUGGGUAAAAUCAGUUGACAGAACUGAAUUUUCUCAGUUCACUAAUCAUCCCUCCCAAUAUUAAUUAUAAAGUACUGUUGAGCAUUGAAAAAAAAACUUUCUUUAUCCCAAUCACCACCACCCAUAUACAUUUUUCAGGUUUCUUACACCCUAACUCUCCAGUCCAUCCAUGAGCCUUUGUCACUCACAUGUUUUGUUAUGCAGUAAUACUGAACUAUGGUCCUGUUCCUCAAAGAUGACACUCUUCUCUACUUACAUAUCUAUCUUGCUGAUUUCAAAAUCUAGCUAAAGGAACCUCUCACACUUUCCUCCUGUUGAUCAACUUCAAAUUUAUUAUACAUAUAGCUGGUUUGUACAGAAAAUUUUGCAUAUUGUAUUCCCCAUUAAUCUUGGAGCACUUUUAUUGCAGCAUUGUCAUUGACCUUCCUUCCUGGCAUCAGCAACUUAGUACAGUGCUGGACAAAUUGGAAGGUCUGUGAAAAGUACCUCUACAAAUGAUGGAAAUGGAAUCAACUGCUUUCCUGAAUAAAGAGAAUGAAGAUAGAAAAGCUGGUUCAACCAUAUUUGGAAAAAACAAAAAGAAAAAAGCUGAAGAAAUAACACUCCUUGUUCAUGAAAGCACAAAAGAAACAUACACAUGGGAUUCUCCAGUGGGCCAGUUAUCUUCCAAAGUGGAACAAGAGUCAUCUGACAGUGGUGAUGAAGGGGGUCUGUGGUUUACAGCUUCUGUUACCAGUGAAUACUGCAAUUUGAAUAAACCAAAUUUCAGAAGAAAUCCUGAUGGAGAAAUAACAGAUGACGAAAAAACGAAAGAAAGAGACAACAGAAUGGAAGAUGACAAAUUAGACUUUAUUGGAAGUGAUGUCAAUAUCCCUCGAAGAAUGAUAGAAAACAACAUGGGCCAGUCAUGGAAAACACUCAUGGGACAUCAAACUGAAGGGAAAUCAGCCUUUGAGUUGUCUGUGAAGAAAAGUAUGGCAGAAAACACACCCACCCUACUUUCUCUUACUUUGGAUGAGAUUGAAAUAGAUCUAAAUAUCAAUGAAAAAUAUGAACACAAAAAAGACAAAGGUAUAGAUAAAGUCAUUACUCAGGAAAGUGCAAAGGAAGAAUAUGAUCGGAAAUCCCCACUGGGUCAGAAACUGCGGGAAAUGGAAGAAGAAUCAUCUGACAGUGGUGAUGAAGGAGGACUAUGGUUUAUAGCUAGUCAUACCAGCGAGGAUGAUUAUUUAAAUAAGCUGGUUCUCAGAAGAAAUCCUGGUAGAAGAGCAACUGAUGAUGAGAAAAGGCAUGUUUCUUUAAGCUACAAACCAAAAGUUAUUGAAGACAGCAUGCCUAAUGAAAAUGCCUCAAUAAAAGGAACCAAAAGAAAGAAUGUUAUACAAGAACAAAAAGAUAAAAGGAACAUAAUGUUUUCAUUCUUGCAAUUUUUCCAGAGGAAUUCUAAAAAACAAAAGGAGUACAUAAUCACAGAUGUAAAAAGGAAUGAAGCCAGAGAAAAUGGGUCUGCAAAUAAAACACCAAGAGGCUGUUUUGGUAUGGUGUGUUUUCCAAGGUGUUGGAGAAAGCAAAAUAAAUGAAAUAGAAGGAAAGGCCAUAGUCAUCAUCUUAAAUUU
This is a messenger RNA of Sarcophilus harrisii (Tasmanian devil), 1734 nucleotides long. RefSeq lists its product as uncharacterized. The transcript is spliced from 15 exons. The coding region runs from base 613 to 1698 and encodes 361 amino acids. The record is from RefSeq and is a predicted model, not a curated record. Lineage: Eukaryota; Metazoa; Chordata; Mammalia; Dasyuromorphia; Dasyuridae.